AUGUCUUUGAAAGAGUGCCCCCCCCCCCCCCCCCACAGAUCUGUUAUCAGGAAAUGUCUUCACAGAGAGAGGAAGAGGAGUCAUGUUUCUCAGGAGGAGCAGACGUCCUGCUGUGCUUCCUGUCAGGACGUCCUGAAGGAUCUAGUCUCCACCAGCUGUGGACACUGGUUCUGCAGACAAUGCAUCACCUCACACUGGGACCAGUCUGGUUCUUCAGGAGACUCCUCCUGUCCCCAGUGUGGACAAAGAUCCAGAACAGGAGCUGGAGAUCGUGGUCUGCAGGAGGUUUCAGAUGAACAUAAGCUCAGUGUGAGGAGGAGAUGUGAACAUGUGACUGAAGGAACUGAUGAAACAGGAAGUAGAACCCUCCUCAACAGGAUCUACACUGAGCUCUACAUCACAGAGGGACAGAGUGAAGAGGUUAAUACUCAACAUGAGGUGAGGCAGCUUGAGACGGCUUCCAAGAAGAAGAUCCUCCACGACACUCCCAUCAAGGUCCACGACAUCUUUAAAGCCUCCACUGACCAGCAGAGCAGCAUCAGAGUCGUCCUGACCAACGGCGUCGCUGGAGUUGGAAAAACCUUCUCGGUGCAGAAGUUCACUCUGGACUGGGCAGAGGGUUUAGAAAACCAGGAUGUGGGUAUUCUGGCUGUGCUUUCGUUCAGGGAGCUGAACCUGGUGAAGGACCAGCAGCACAGUCUUCUCACGCUGCUCCAUGUUUUCCAUCCAGCGUUACAGAAGCUCACGGCAGAGACGCUCGCUGUCUGUAAACCUUUGUUCAUCUUUGACGGCCUGGAUGAAAGCAGACCUUCUCCGGACUUCAACCACAGGGAGCUUGUGUCUGAGGUCACACAGAGGUCAUCAGUCAACGUGCUGCUGACAAACCUCAUCCGGGGGAAUCUGCUUCCCUCAGCUCUCAUCUGGAUAACCUCCAGACCUGCAGCGGCCAAUCAGAUCCCUCCUGCAUGUGUUGACAGGGUCACAGAAGUACGAGGCUUCACUGACGCCCAGAAGGAGGAGUACUUCAGGAGGAGGUUCAGUGAUGAAGAGCUGUGCAGCAGAAUCAUCUCACACAUCAAGACGUCCAGGAGCCUCCACAUCAUGUGUCAAAUCCCAGUCUUCUGCUGGAUCAGUGCUACAGUUCUGGAGCACAUGUUGACCACAGACCAGAGAGGAGAGCUGCCCAAGACCCUGACUGACCUGUACUCACACUUCCUGCUGGUUCAGACAAAGAGGAAGAACAACAAGUACGGUGAGAAGAAGGCUGACAGGGACGUUCUCCUGAAGCUGGGGAGGCUGGCACUUAAACAUCUUGAGGAAGGAAACAUCAUGUUCUACCAAGAAGACCUGGAGUGGUGUGGUCUUAAAGUCCCAGAGGCCUCUGUGUACUCAGGAGUUUGUACUGAGAUCUUCAGAAGAGAGUGUGUGACCUUCCAGAAAUCAGUCUACUGCUUUGUUCAUCUGAGCGUUCAGGAGUUUCUGGCUGCAGUCUACAUGUUCCACUGUUACACCAAGAGGAACACAGAAGAACUCAACAACUUCUUGGGAACAAAUGGGAACUCAGACUGUAACUUCUCCCUGGAUGACCUCCUGAAGAGAACCAUGGAGAAAUCCCUCACCAGUACAAAUGGUCAUCUGGACCUGUUUGUUCGCUUCCUUCACGGCCUCAGUCUGGAGACCAACAGGAGAGUCUUAGGAGGCCUGCUGGGUCGGACAGGGAACAAUCCAAAGCUCAUCAAGAGACUCUUAGGAGGCCUGCUGGGUCGGAGAGGGAACAAUUCAAAGAUCAUCCAGAGAGUCAUCAACAACCUGAAGGAGAUGAAGAGUGGUGACAUUUCUCCUGACAGAAGCAUCAACAUCUUCCACUGUCUGACUGAGAUGAACGACCUCUCAGUUCAUCAGCAGAUGAAACAGUUCCUGAUGUCAGAGAACCGAUCAGAGGAGAAACUCUCUGAGAUCCACUGCUCAGCUCUGGCCUACAUGCUGCAGAUGUCAGAGGAGGUUCUAGAUGAGUUGGACCUGGAGAAGUUCAACACAUCAGACCAGGGUCGAUGGAGACUGAUCCCAGCUGUGAGGAACUGCAGGAAGGCUCGACUCAGUGGUUGUGGACUCUCAGAAACUCACUGUGAAGUCUUGGCCUCAGCUCUGAAGUCAGACCCCUCACAUCUGAUAGAACUGGAUCUGAGUAACAACUCCCUGCAGGACUCAGGAGUGAAGCUGCUGUGUUCUGGACUGGAGAGUCCAAACUGUCGACUGGAGACUCUGAGGUUGAUUGGCUGCAGUCUGUCAGAGAUCAGCUGUUCUUCUCUGGCUUCAGCUCUGAGGUCAAACCCCUCUCAUCUGAGAGAACUGAAUCUGACUAACAACAACCUGCAGGACUCAGGAGUGAAGGAGCUGUGUGGUUUUCUACUGAGUCCAACCUGUCAACUGGAGACUCUGAGACUCUGUGGUUGUCUACUCUCAGAGACUCACUGUGAAGUCGUGGCCUCAGCUCUCAAGUCAAACCCCUCACAUCUGAGAGAACUGGAUCUGAGUAACAACUACCUGAAGGAUUCAGGAGUGAAGCUGCUGUGUUCUGGACUGGAGAGUCCAAACUGUCAACUGGAGACUCUGAGGUUGAACAGCUGCAGUCUGUCAGAGAUCAGCUGUUCUUCUCUGGCUUCAGCUCUGAGGUCAAACCCCUCUCAUCUGAGAAAACUGGAUAUGAGCUACAACGACCUGCAGGACUCAGGAGUGAAGGAGCUGUGUGGUUUUCUACAGAGUCCAACCUGUCGACUGGAGACUCUGAGGUUGAGGAGUUGCAGACUAACAGAGAUCAGCUGUUCUUCUCUGGCUUCAGCUCUGAGGUCAAACCCCUCUCAUCUGAGAGAACUGGAUCUGAAGUACAACGGCCUGCAGGACUCAGGAGUGAAGGAGCUGCUUGAUCUACAGCAGAGUCCAACCUGUCGACUGGAGACUCUGAGGUGGGAGGGGAGAUCUCCGUGGAGGUGAGUGUGAAGAGGACAGUGUGUGUGGACGGAGGCUGAGCUGUGACCUGAGGAUCCAGAGGCUGAAGCAGCAGCAGCUGCUCAAAGUUAAUUUAAUCCUGUUAUUAUUCCUGUCGGAUGUCAAGAUGUAGUGUAAACUCCGACAGGAUGUUAUUAUGAUUUAUCAAUGAUUGUUGAUUAUUCUGAGUAUGAUCUCAUUCAGGUUAGGUUUAUCAGAACAUGUCGUCCGUCACGUCUCACAGCAACAACACAGAGAUAAUUUGUGAUUUACAGUUUUUCUCCAUUGCUUUGGCUCAUUUCACGAAACAGAAAUGACAUUCUCAGAGCUCUACGUGCAAUUGGCAAAAUAGCCCAUAUGGUUCAGCACAACUACAUAGAUCACCUUCAAAAGGUCAUAUCUCACCCAAAACAGUUAACUCAAGUUGAAACCAAAUCAUUUUCUCAUAUAAAUAGUCAGUGCCCUCAAAAUGAAAAUUUCCUUCUCGAUUGCUGUGGCUCAUCUCUCAAAAUAACAUAGAUGGUUCAGCAAAUCUCCAUAGCACACCUGCAAAAGGUCAUAUCUCUCCCAAAACAGACAACUCAUCAGUCAAAACUAAAUCCUUCUCUCGUACAAAUAGUCAGUGCCCCCAAAAUGAAAAGUCCCUUCGGCAUUGUUUAAACACUACAGGUCAAAAUGUUUAGAUGUUUUGUCAGUAUGGCAGUGGACCAUAGAAAUAUCCCUCAUGUGCACAUUUCAACCUUGGCUCAGUCCUUGAAUGGUCACUGAAUGACCUUUUGAAUGUAGUUUUUAGAGCCGUGGAACUUGUACAUGUAACUAACCAAUUUCCAUAAUGUAACCAAAAGGAUUCUAAUGUUUAAGGUUAGGGUUCUAAUUUAUUCUCUUUUUUAAUAUAUUCCUACAUCUUCAGUUUCCUCUUUUUAACAAGUCCAGGACGCUGCUUCAUGUUUACAUUGAAGAAAAAUAAGAAAAUUCUACAAGUUGUAUUUUUUAAAUAUUAACAAUAGAUGAUAGUUAUAUUAUUAUACGUUAGAUACGUUCACACAGACCUCUCAUCCCCUGAUGGUGAAAACGUCUCUGCUGCCGCCAUAUUGAAGAGAGAGGCUGAUCACUUCAGAUUAUAGAAAAUAUCAAAAUUAAAAAUAUACAUUUUGUGCUGUUUUCUGAUGAAACCAGGAAACUGGGAAUAAAGAGUUAUUAUACACAAUGCUACAUUCUGAAUUUACACAGAACAGCUUAGAAACAAAUAUUAAAUCAGAAAUAUUACCGGUGAUAUUUCUGCCAAAUUAAACUAUGUAAAAGUUUGAAAAUCCACAUUUUGGUCUUUCUAACAAACCAAACUGCGACAGUCAGACAUCACUUUUAAUCUGAUUGAGGAUGAAGCCGACAGACAGAUUCACAGCCUCCUCUUUAACAACAUGGCCGCUGCGUUGAUGUGUGUUGUUGUGAAAAUGUCUCAAACGUUUAUGGAGCACGUUCACACCCUCUGGUUUCAACUGGUUUGAAGAAGUUCACUGUGGGAGAUAAAAGCAUGAGGCUGCUCAACAUUUCAUUUUUCUUUUUGUUUUUAUUUUUAACUUUUCAAACUUUCUCCUUCAUCCAACUCGUCGUCCGUCCAUUAAAGCAGCUUCUCAGCUUGUGCCUGAUCGACGGCCUCAGCUCUGACCGUUCUUCUUGUUCUUCUCUCCUCUCUGUCACGCUUCUUCUCUUCCCGCUGUUUGCUGUGUCGCUACAUUUGUCAGAUCAAGUGUGUUUUCUUGAUUUUUUAAUUUUUACAUGUUUUUUUUUUACAUUUGCAUUUGCAAUAAAUAUUUAGUUUUGAAAAACUAAAA
This is a messenger RNA of Platichthys flesus (European flounder), 4817 nucleotides long. RefSeq names its product NACHT, LRR and PYD domains-containing protein 12-like. Gene Ontology annotation, molecular function: protein binding; metal ion binding. Lineage: Eukaryota; Metazoa; Chordata; Actinopteri; Pleuronectiformes; Pleuronectidae. The transcript is spliced from 9 exons. The coding region runs from base 1 to 2991 and encodes 996 amino acids. The record is from RefSeq and is a predicted model, not a curated record.